Vicia villosa (hairy vetch) is the source of this 855-nucleotide messenger RNA. Its product is annotated as tropinone reductase homolog. Gene Ontology annotation, molecular function: oxidoreductase activity. The transcript is spliced from 5 exons. The record is from RefSeq and is a predicted model, not a curated record. NCBI's taxonomy places the organism in Eukaryota, Viridiplantae, Streptophyta, Magnoliopsida, Fabales, Fabaceae. The coding region runs from base 55 to 855 and encodes 266 amino acids.
AACAACUUCAGAUUUUUCUUUAGCAUUUCAAGUGCGGUUAUAAACUAGAAAAAAAUGGCUGAAUCAAAGUUGAGCAGCGUGAAGGAUAAAAGAUGGUCAUUGGAGGGUAUGACUGCAUUAGUGACGGGAGGAACCCGUGGCAUUGGGUACGCAAUUGUGGAAGAGUUGGCAGAAUUUGGAGCAGCAGUGCAUAUAUGUUCACGUAAUGAAGAUGAUAUUAACAAAUGUUUGGAAGAGUGGAAAAGCAAAGGAUUUAACGUAACUGGAUCAGUAUGUGAUAUAUUAAGUCAUGAACAACGCAAGACUUUAAUGGAAAAUGUUUCUUCCAUCUUUCAUGGAAAGCUCAAUAUUCUAGUCAACAAUGCUGCAAAACCUUCAAUGAAGAAAAUAUUAGAUAAUACUGAAGAGGAUUUAACAAGUAUAGUUGGUACCAAUUUUGUGGCUGGUUACAAUUUGUGUCAACUUGCACAUCCACUUCUAAAGGAGUCUGGAUAUGGAAGCAUAGUUUUUACUUCAUCCAUCGCUGGUUUAAGAGCUAUUCCUGUUUUAUCGGUUUAUGCAUCCACAAAAGGAGCGGUGAAUAUAUUCACCAAGAACUUAGCAUUAGAAUGGGCAAAGGAUAAUAUUCGUGCAAAUGCUGUUGCACCUGGACCUGUCAAGACUGAACUUUUGGAUUGCUAUUUACAGGAUGCGUCUGAAGGGGGUGGAGCUAUAAAUGGUAUAGUGUCUCAAACUCCUAUGGAUCGUAUGGGAGAGAUUAGAGAGAUAUCCUCGUUAGUUGCUUUUCUUUGUCUUCCAGCUGCAUCUUAUAUUACUGGACAAGUUAUAGCUAUUGACGGAGGUUUCACUGCUUAG